Molecule: messenger RNA, 483 nt
Organism: Rotaria sordida
Lineage: Eukaryota; Metazoa; Rotifera; Eurotatoria; Philodinida; Philodinidae
Source: the annotation of a GenBank genome assembly
AUGGUAUCAGAUUUAUUAUAUGAGAUACAAAAGGAAAUUGGAUUAGUAGAGAUGCUUCUUCAUCAGAAAAAAGACGAUGAAGCUCUUAAACAAUUAAGUAACAUUAUCGAAAAACUCGGUGGUAACAAUAAUAACAAGUUUCAAAAUGAACAACUAUUAGAUGCAUUUAUAGUAGCAUGCAAGAGAAGAAUUUUUGUUUACCAUAAAAAAGAAAAAUAUGAAGAAAUCUUACUCGACAUAAAAACAUUACAAAAUGUCAAAUACGAUAUUUAUCAAGAUGAUGAUGUUCUUUUAAAAACGCUGGAAUCUGAAUCUGAAAUAAACAAAAACAACAUGUUGAUUGAAUUAGAAAAAUUCAAAAUUAAUUCCAAGUUGAUUGAUGCUGCAAAAGAAAACAUAGAUGCUCAUUUUAAUAUAGAUAAAAUGUUUUCGAGAGAAAACGAAAAAAAAGCCUCGAAAAAACGAAAAACCAUGGGUCGAUAA